Molecule: messenger RNA, 798 nt
Organism: Macrosteles quadrilineatus (aster leafhopper)
Lineage: Eukaryota; Metazoa; Arthropoda; Insecta; Hemiptera; Cicadellidae
Exons: 5
Coding region: 1-798 (265 amino acids)
Source: RefSeq, a predicted model, not a curated record
AUGAGACUAGGUCUACCCAGCACCAUCACUCCUGGCUUGCAACCUCUCCCCACCGACCAGUGCACCAACAAUAUUGAGGUGCAGCAAGCAGGUGGUACCAGGAUACAGGUGGUAGGAGCAGGAGAUCCAAAAUCGGUUCUUCGAGAAAUACUGCAGUCAGAAGGUGCAAGUCCUGGAGCAGAAGAACAAUACGCCUUCCGAGCCAUUGGUGAUCAAUCUCCUCCACUGAUUGAAAUAUUAUCUUCAUCUUCAUCUUCACAAUCAAGUUCGUCUUGUUCAUCUUCUUCUGAGUCAACCUCAUCUGUUUCAUCUACAAGCUCUUCCUCGUCCUCUGACUGCACUGUUGCUGAUAUUCUAUCAACACCUACUGCUACUAGAACUUCAUCUCCACCUCCAACUUCUACACCAUCUGGUUCAGAGGAAGAAGACAUAGACUUGGAGGAAGAAUCUUUAUCCGAAGAAGAGUUGGAAUCGGAUGGUGACGAAAAUUUGGAAGUAUUGACUGAUGAAGAGUUAGAUGAAGAAGAUAGAAGUUUUCUACUUGUUGAAGAUUCAUCAUCUACUGAAGAGAUGGACAAGGAGAAGAAGAAGUACCCAAACCAUCUACAUCAGGAAAUCCAGGAACAGAAGAACCAAAACCAUCUACUUCAAGAAAUCCAGGAGAAGAAGAACCGCAACCAUCAACUUCAAGACCAAGUGUUAUUCAUUAUGCACCCAAACCCCCAACUUCACCUUCAACUGAUGCAUCUCCAACAAAUGUGGAACUACACGCUCAUGCUCUAUCGGGUAAAGUGGUAA